Molecule: messenger RNA, 1462 nt
Organism: Lottia gigantea (owl limpet)
Lineage: Eukaryota; Metazoa; Mollusca; Gastropoda; Lottiidae
Exons: 7
Coding region: 29-1084 (351 amino acids)
Molecular function (GO): methyltransferase activity; zinc ion binding
Source: RefSeq, a predicted model, not a curated record
GAUAUUUUAUAGAAUAUAACCAGACACUAUGCCGACUAAAGGAUUAAUGCAGCGUUUCGCUGAUAAGGAAACUGUCCUUGUAGCAGAAGGUUAUUUAUUUGAAUUUGAACGACGAGGAUAUCUGAAGGCUGGAUCUUUUGUACCGGAAGUUGUCAUAGAGUUUCCUAACAGAGUGAAAGAUCUGCAUGAAGAAUUUGUUCAUGCUGGUUCAGAUGUUGUUCAAGCUUUCACGUAUUAUGGCCAUCGAGAGAAGAUGAGGUUAAUCGGUAAAGAGCACCUGCUAGAAAGACUAAACGUUGAUGCUUUGAAGAUAGCCAGAGAGGUUGCUGAUGCCACGGGCACAUUAAUGGCAGGAAACAUAUGUAAUACUACUCUUUAUGAUAAAAGCAAACCAGAGACAAUUGAACAAACUGAGAAAAUAUUCAAGGAACAGAUAGAAUGGGCGGUUCAAUAUGGUGCCGAUUUUAUUAUUGGAGAAACAUAUCUCGAUUUUGGUGAAGCCGAACUGGCUCUGAACUGUAUGAAGAAAUAUGGACAAGGACUUCCAGCUGUAGUUAAUUUAGCUCCUCCUGCAAUUGACUCUACCUGUGAUGGAGUUCCUUAUGAUGUAGCUUGUAAAAAGCUUGAAGAUCUAGGAGCUGAUGUGGUUGGUCUAAAUUGUAGUAGAGGUCCAGCCACAAUGAUGCCGAUCAUGAGAAAAAUAAGAAAAACGUGUUCGGGUCCAAUUGCCGCGUUACCAGUGACAUACAGAACAACACCAGAACACCCCAUGAUGCAAUCGUUAAUUGAUCCUGAUACCAACCUAAUGGCUUUCCCAGAAAAUUUACCGGCUUUUGCUUGCAGUAGAUAUCAAAUACGUGAUUUUGCUAAAGAAUGUAAAGAAAUUGGUGUAGAAAUGGUUGGUUUAUGUUGUGGAAAUGCUUCUCACUACAUGAGAGAAGUUGCUGAAAUAUUUGGCCGUAAACCACCAGCAUCUAAAUAUUCUACUGAUAUGUCUUUACAUUAUAUGUAUGGUUCUAAAGCACAUUUCUCGAAACAUUAUACCAAUGACUAUAAGAAAAUGUAUCAGAGUAAAACGGAGUAAACUUUAGUGAAGCAUCAAGAUUAUAUAUUUUAGAUUACAAGUUUUAAGUUAUUUUAAGGAAUCAUAUUUGACUGCUUUUCGAGAAAAUGAAAAGCAACAGCAAUCACUUUUUAGCUCUUUAAUGUGAUUAUUACAUAAUUGUCAAAUUUUAAGCAAUCAUGAUAUCGUUAUUUUCAUACAUUGAGUAAUGUAUAGUAUAAUUAUAUUCUUUCCUUAUGUUGCGUUGUAAUAUUAAAUGUAUGAUGUAUAUAUAAUGUAUGUAUAUUGUAUGCUAUCCGCUAUGUUACGUAGAUACAAUUAUCCUUUCUUAUCUUAUUGUUGAAAAUGAUUUAAAAUUAAAGUUUUGUACAUAAAUAAGCCUAUAUUGUGUAUUACACU